Molecule: messenger RNA, 236 nt
Organism: Ilex paraguariensis (yerba mate)
Lineage: Eukaryota; Viridiplantae; Streptophyta; Magnoliopsida; Aquifoliales; Aquifoliaceae
Source: the annotation of a GenBank genome assembly
AUGCUACUUCCUCCUCACAUGGAUAAAAUACCAGCUGACGUGGUCAGCUCCAAUUUGUCGUCACAUCUCCCAAAACCAACGGUUACGAUUCCAGCACAAGUCACUGUCCCAAACGAGAAACCAAAAAGGAUCUCAAAUUCUUACACUACCAGUACUGUUCAUAGUCGUCAUAGUAGACCCCUUUCGACACCUAAAAAGUCCACUGCGCGUGUCUGUGUGCGAGUUCUCCUAUCCUC